Messenger RNA from Amoebophrya sp. A25, 179 nucleotides. NCBI's taxonomy places the organism in Eukaryota, Dinophyceae, Syndiniales, Amoebophryaceae. The record is from the annotation of a GenBank genome assembly.
UGAAUAUAGCUGCGGCCGCUUGUGCCCUUUCGCUCGCUUCCCUACUGCAGCUGUCUGGGUUCGUAAUUGACUGCUGGGCGCGAGGUGUCCGGGUUCGUAAUUACACGACAUGCACCUGCUACCUCGCCGUUUUCUUUACCUCCGCCGUUUUCGUGUACAGUCAGGACUUUGCGACAUGA